AAUUCUAGUGCAGUCUUCCUCCGCAACUUUAGGUGGCGACAGUGAAGUCCCCAUUUCUAUGUUAUUUUUGAAAUGAAAUAAACAACCCAACAACACGCUCAACCUCAGUUAGACUCGGUUUCUGGACCAGGAUGGCUGCGUCCUCUUCCUCCUCCUCAGCCGGAGGGGUUAGUGGAAGCUCUGUCACCGGAUCUGGGUUCAGUGCCUCGGAGCUCAUUCCUCCCCGAAAAGUCCUGUACACGUACCCCAAAGGAGCUGGCGAGAUGAUGGAAGACGGCUCUGAUAGAUUUUUAUGUGAAUCUGUAUUCAGCUAUCAAGUUGCUACAACACUGAAACAGGUGAAGCAAGACCAACAGGUAUCACGAAUGGAAAAGUUGGCAAGUUUGGUUGAAGAGCUGGAGGCAGAUGAAUGGCGGUACAAACCUAUUGAACAGCUUUUAGGAUUUACGACCUCGUGAAUAAAUGGACUGAUUUAUCCACUCACCAAAAGGAGUGACUUAGAGGUUCAGCUUUGUAAAUGACCCCCCCCUCCCUUUUUUUUUGCGUGAGUGUGUUUAGAAUAUGAAUUGGGUCUGAUUUUUUUUAUAGGGUCGAAUGUUCAUAUUGCCAAAACUAUUAUGAUUUCAGAAAAACUUUUAUAAUACACUUCUUGAAGUAUUUGUUCAGUGUCAACCUGUCUAUUACAUGACAAGAUCAAAUCUAGACACUCAUGAAUGACCACAUUUUUCUGUAAUGGUCUUGUUGAAUAAAUUGAUUUUGACUCUUCAUUUUA
Molecule: messenger RNA, 772 nt
Organism: Alosa sapidissima (American shad)
Lineage: Eukaryota; Metazoa; Chordata; Actinopteri; Clupeiformes; Clupeidae
Gene: anapc16
Product: anaphase promoting complex subunit 16
Exons: 4
Coding region: 132-458 (108 amino acids)
Biological process (GO): protein ubiquitination
Cellular component (GO): kinetochore; anaphase-promoting complex; cytosol
Source: RefSeq, a predicted model, not a curated record